Messenger RNA from Fusarium pseudograminearum CS3096, 765 nucleotides. RefSeq lists its product as uncharacterized. The coding region runs from base 1 to 765 and encodes 254 amino acids. The record is from RefSeq and is a predicted model, not a curated record. Lineage: Eukaryota; Fungi; Ascomycota; Sordariomycetes; Hypocreales; Nectriaceae. The transcript is spliced from 4 exons.
AUGACCGACCUAGUAUCUGAAAACCAGGCUUACUUUGGAAAGAUCGCCAACGAGUACGACCAACGCAACGCAGAUGCGAUCGUGCAGUUGGAGCGCAGUAUUCAGGACAUGAUCCCAUUUAUUGGCAUCAAGCAAGAUGGCAGAUUACUGGACUACGCAUGUGGUACUGGCAUGUUGUCAAGGGUGCUGGCACAGCAUACUAGUGAGGCUAUCGGCAUCGACCUGUCCAAGGAUAUGGUUGGUGUGUAUAAUAUUCAGGCUCAGAACCAAGGCUCUUCUCGACAAGCCUUCCAGGGCAACUUGGCGGAUCCUACAGACCCCUCUCCUGCGGCCUUUACAGACACCAAGUUCUUUGACUUCGACGUUGCAGGUGUAGGGCUCGGAUUCCAUCACUUCGACAAACCUGAUCUGGCGUCUAAGAGACUGACUGAGCGUCUCAGACCCGGGGGCGUUCUUUUCAUCAUCGAUUUCGUCGCCCACAAGAUAGAUCCCAAGGACGCUGAGAAACGCGGUAUCGCCCACCAUGGCUUUUCGGAGGAACAAAUCAGGAAGAUGUUUGAGGACGCUGGUCUUACCGACUUUGCCUACCAAGAACUCCCAGAGCCUAUUACAUUCAAAGAUCCGAUGGGACAUGGCCAUAACCACGGACACGGACAUGAUGGAAGUCAUGCUGCCAGUAAACACGAGCAUGGAGGAGGCCACCAUGAUGGAAAGGGCCAUUCCAUGACCAUACAAGCGUUUAUUGCUAGGGCAUCAAAACUCUAG